Messenger RNA from Fukomys damarensis (Damara mole-rat), 4592 nucleotides. It is a transcript of the gene Ano3, whose product is annotated as anoctamin 3. Gene Ontology annotation, molecular function: protein dimerization activity; chloride channel activity. The record is from RefSeq and is a predicted model, not a curated record. NCBI's taxonomy places the organism in Eukaryota, Metazoa, Chordata, Mammalia, Rodentia, Bathyergidae. Gene Ontology annotation, cellular component: plasma membrane. Bases 274 to 3333 code for a protein of 1019 amino acids. The transcript has 27 exons. Gene Ontology annotation, biological process: chloride transmembrane transport.
UCUGAGAUAGGAUAAGUGCUGCUAUCAUUUACAGGCACGAGAUAGCCUCAAGAAAAGCAAUUCUAAACUCCAUCCUUGAUGUUGCUUGCGUAAGAAAGGCUUGGAAACAGAAAAUUUAGGACCUUAGUUCCUUUGGAUUUCCAAGUGAAAACAGCUAUGGAAAAGCCUGGAGUGACUACUGAUUAUAAUACAGUAGCUUGUUUCCCUCCCUACGAUUAUUUGAAAAUUCAGUAGUGUGAACUUUUCUUUACAUGGUUGCUGGAAAGUUUUACAAUGUCAGCUGUGACGUUUGAACUGGAUACUCUGUCUUCCGAAGGCGAAAGCUUCAGACAGGAGCAGGCUUCCAGUUCUGACUUGACUUUAACCUGUCUGACUGACCUCUCCAGGACUUCUUGUCAACCGGAACUUCAGCACUCCGUGUCUGUCCCCACUGGAAUGAACAUAAGCAAAAGUGAAAUAACCAAAGAAACCCCGCUGAAACCGUCUCGGAGAUCCCUGCCCUGCCUGGCCCAGAGCUGCGCUCCUUGCAACAGCCUGAGCCAAUCUACCUCCCUCUUGCAGUCAACCGAGAAUGAGUCACAGGCUCCCACCUCUGUCACCUUCGUCUCUGCCAACAACACAGAGCAAGUUAACCCCGAGGAGAAUAACAAAGAGACUCUGCUGAAAUGUUCCUUUACCGACCUCAGUGACUUCUGCGUGGCCCUAGGAAAAGAUAAGGAUUACAUGGAUGAAUCAGAACAUGCUAAUUAUGACCGAUCUCGUCUCAUCAAUGACUUUGUUAUCAAAGGAAAGUGUGAAUCCAAGACCAAACUGUCCAAGAAUGACAUGAAUUACAUAGCAUCCAGUGGACUUCUGUUCAAAGAUGGCAAAAAGAGAAUUGAUUACAUCCUGGUUUAUAGAAAGACAAACAUACAGUAUGACAAGAGAAAUACAUUUGAGAAGAACCUCAGAGCAGAAGGGUUGAUGCUGGAGAAAGAGCCAGCUAUUGCGAACCCUGACAUCAUGUUUAUUAAAAUUCACAUUCCUUGGGACACGCUGUGCAAGUACGCCGAGAGGCUGAACAUCAGGAUGCCUUUCAGGAAAAAAUGCUAUUAUUCUGAUGGAAGGAACAAAUCAAUGGGCAGGGUACAGAAUUAUUUUAAAAGAAUCAAAAAGUGGAUGUCCCAAAACCCGAUGGUUCUCGACAAGUCAGCGUUCCCAGAGUUGGAGGAGUCUGAUUGUUAUACUGGGCCUUUCAGCCGAGCCCGGAUUCACCACUUCAUAAUAAACAAUAAGGACACCUUCUUCAGCAAUGCCACCCGGAGCAGGAUAGUCUACCACAUGCUGGAGCGCACCAAGUACGAAAAUGGGAUAUCCAAAGUGGGUAUCCAGAAACUUAUCAACAAUGGCUCGUAUAUAGCCGCGUUUCCCCCACAUGAGGGCGCCUACAAGAGCAGCCUGCCCAUCAAAACUCACGGCCCCCAGAACAACCGGCACCUGCUGUACGAGCGCUGGGCGCGCUGGGGCAUGUGGUACAAGCAUCAGCCGCUGGACUUGAUCAGGCUGUACUUUGGUGAGAAGAUCGGGCUGUACUUUGCAUGGCUGGGCUGGUACACUGGAAUGCUGAUUCCCGCGGCAGUUGUUGGCCUGUGCGUGUUCUUCUACGGACUGGUAACCAUGAAUGAAAGCCAAGUGAGCCAGGAGAUCUGCAAAGCCACGGACGUCUUCAUGUGCCCUCUAUGUGACAAGAACUGCUCACUGCAGAGGCUCAACGACAGCUGCAUCUACGCCAAGGUGACAUACUUGUUUGAUAAUGGAGGGACAGUCUUCUUUGCUAUUUUUAUGGCAAUAUGGGCUACUGUCUUCCUGGAGUUUUGGAAAAGGAGAAGAAGUAUACUGACCUAUACCUGGGACCUUAUUGAAUGGGAAGAAGAGGAGGAAACACUGCGUCCCCAGUUUGAAGCCAAGUAUUAUAAGAUGGAGAUCGUCAAUCCCAUCACAGGGAAGCCUGAGCCACACCAGCCUUCAUCAGACAAAAUCACCCGUCUUCUUGUGUCGGUCUCAGGAAUAUUCUUCAUGAUUUCCUUGGUGAUCACGGCGGUGUUUGCGGUGGUGGUGUACCGCCUGGUGGUCAUGGAGCAGUUCGCGUCCUUCAAGUGGAAUUUCAUCAAGCAGCACUGGCAGUUCGCCACUUCCGCUGCUGCCGUGUGCAUCAACUUCGUCAUCAUCAUGCUGCUGAAUCUCGCCUAUGAAAAAAUUGCUUACCUCCUCACUAAUUUAGAAUACCCGCGCACGGAGUCGGAAUGGGAGAACAGCUUCGCCCUGAAGAUGUUUCUUUUCCAGUUUGUCAACUUAAACAGUUCCAUCUUCUACAUUGCUUUCUUCUUGGGAAGAUUUGUAGGCCACCCAGGAAAAUACAAUAAGCUUUUUGACCGGUGGAGGCUGGAGGAAUGUCACCCCAGUGGCUGCUUGAUAGACCUCUGCCUGCAGAUGGGAGUCAUCAUGUUCCUGAAGCAAAUCUGGAACAACUUCAUGGAGCUGGGAUACCCGUUGAUCCAGAACUGGUGGUCGCGACAUAAAAUCAAGCGCGGAGUCCAAGAUGCUUCCAUACCCCAGUGGGAAAACGACUGGAACCUGCAGCCCAUGAAUAUCCACGGACUGAUGGAUGAGUACCUGGAGAUGGUUCUGCAGUUCGGGUUCACCACCAUCUUCGUGGCGGCCUUUCCACUGGCCCCGCUCCUGGCUCUGUUAAACAACAUCAUCGAGAUCAGGCUGGACGCCUACAAGUUUGUCACGCAGUGGCGGAGACCGCUGCCGGCCCGAGCGACCGACAUAGGUAUCUGGCUUGGCAUUCUGGAAGGAAUCGGCAUAUUAGCUGUGAUAACCAACGCGUUUGUCAUUGCUAUCACCUCGGACUACAUCCCGCGUUUUGUCUAUGAAUACAAAUACGGCCCGUGUGCGAAUCGUGUAGAACAGAACGAAAAUUGCUUAAAAGGAUACGUCAACAACAGCCUGUCCUUCUUCAACCUGAGUGAGCUCAGCAUAGGGAAAUCCGGCUACUGCAGAUACCGAGACUACCGAGGCCCCCCUUGGAGCUCCAAGCCCUAUGAGUUCACCCUCCAGUACUGGCACAUCCUGGCUGCCCGGCUGGCCUUUAUCAUCGUGUUUGAGCACCUUGUUUUUGGGAUUAAGUCUUUCAUCGCGUAUUUGAUUCCAGAUGUACCCAAAGGCCUCCAUGAGCGAAUACGGCGGGAGAAGUACUUGGUCCAAGAAAUGAUGUAUGAGGCCGAAUUGGAACAUUUGCAACAACAGCGGAGAAAAAGUGGUCAGCCUGUUCACCAUGAAUGGCCUUAGUUGCUAUCUGCAACCAGCAGGGGAGGUACUGCUAGUGUGAAGGAAUGUUGGCAACCUCCACUGGAGAGGGGACUUAGGAGGAAGACACACUGGGCAAAACAUAUGUAUAAUAGGCUCCCUGGACAAGCAUCCCAGCAAUCGCUGAGACUUGGAAUGGCCAGAUUUCUAAGGAAGGAUUUUAAAGGCAGCUUAACCUGACAUUGCUGAUCAGAGGCAGUGUAACAAAAAGGGUGGCAGUGAAGUUUCUGGAGACAGAUUUCCAUGGAAAUAUUGCAGCCAGGCAUGACUUAAAGUAUCCCAUGGUCACAUGCUAAUCUGACUUGGGAAGCUUCCAUUCAGUUGAGACGCUUGCAACAGAUGACGUAAAUCAGUUAUUGCCUUUGCUGCUGGAAUUCCAUGACCUUUCUGCUUUUAGGUUGCUAGGAACUGACCUUGUCUUAUAAGAGUAUGGAUCUUUGCCACAACAAAUUUAUGCUGCUUUACACCAACUAUGCAGUUGAAGAGUUGCACACCACCUUUCAUAGUCAAACCAAAAAUCUAAGAUUCCAAAAAGAAUGCCAUUCAUUGAAAUCAUACUGUAUUGCAUAGGCUACAGAGAAGUCUGUUUUCUUUCUGGCAAAGCCAGAUGCACUGCACAUUUUUAUACAUGAAUGGUGUUACUCGUAUCAUUUAGAACAUGACCAGUCCAUACUUUACUGCAGAAAGAUAUUUUAUAGUCUCUUUAGGUUUUCCCUCUCUGAGUUAUUACAAAUCUCACAGAAUGUUAUCUUGAAACGCUGUAAAUAUGUUGAUUUUCCUUGUUCUUUGCACCUUGACCAUUUGGAAUGCAAGAUUCAGUUUCUGCAACUCUGAGACCAGUUACCCAGUAUGCAAUUGCAAUAUGUUUAUUCAGAAAGCCUGAAGCCAGAUUGUCUACAACAUUUAUGCUUUUUCUACAAUGUGCUCUCUUAACGAUGAGCUCAUGCAAACAAUGCAUGUUGAUAGCUCUGUGGUUUGUAAAACACAAUACUUGAAUUUACUUUCUUUUUCAUCACUGAAAGACAAUUUCUAUUAUUGCUUCUUUAUACAUUGUUUUGUUUUUUAAUUGUCUGGAAGCAAAUUCAAAUUAAUUGUGAAGACAUAACUGCUCUUUUGUGAAAUUCCUAUUUCGAUGUCAACUCUGUCUGCUCACAGAUUGAUGGGGAAUUAAACUAAACCCAGUAUAGGAGCAGGGUAGGAAGGAAGGGAAAAGUUGAAGGAGAGGAAUGUAAGAUAAAAAA